AGGAUUUUUUUUUUGUUUAUUUUCGUGACCAGCUAACCAGUAAAUGUGUGGUUGUUAGCUUAAACAGUUUUCCCCGCUGUUUUAGUAAAUUGUAACAAAGCGAACAGAUAAACGGAUUUAGUUAAUAUGAUAUCGAAAUAUCUCGUGAGGUAGGUAGGUAAGGCCAUCACAUGAGAAGGUUAGCUAGCGAGCUAGCUUCAAGUUGAUGAAUGUUUGUUAGCUGUUAGCGUAUGUGCUAGCAGGCUAAUUAACGGUGGAAAGCGUAUCAAAAUUUAGGUCGCUAAAACCUCUCACUUAUUAUCUGCCACCACGUCGACUAACGCUACUGCGCGGAUAAAUCACGACAAGAUAUAAUGGCCAUAUUUGCAGAUGACGACCUGUGAGGGGUUCUGCAUGCAUGAAUAUUGCUAAACGCGGACUGCAUUUGAUCAUCAAUAAUUUCACCAUAUCAACUCCACUGGUAAAGACAUAGAGGAUAAAACUGAAAAGCCUCCCCAAGGUUGAAACCUGAGGAGCAAGAUGUCAAUCACGAACACUCCCACAAGCAACGAUGCCUGCCUGAGCAUUGUGCACAGCUUGAUGUGCCACCGACAGGGAGGGGAGAGUGAAAGCUUUGCUAAACGAGCUAUUGAGAGUCUAGUUAAGAAGCUGAAGGAGAAGAAAGAUGAGCUGGAUUCCCUUAUCACAGCCAUCACUACGAAUGGAGCGCAUCCUAGCAAGUGUGUAACCAUACAGCGAACUUUGGAUGGACGCCUACAGGUUGCAGGGCGUAAAGGUUUUCCCCAUGUUGUCUAUGCUCGACUGUGGCGAUGGCCUGAUCUACACAAGAAUGAAUUAAAACAUGUGAAAUAUUGCCAGUAUGCCUUUGACCUGAAAUGUGAUAAUGUCUGUGUCAACCCGUACCACUACGAGAGGGUUGUCUCUCCAGGCAUUGACUUAUCAGGGCUGACCCUUUCAAGUUCAGGUCCACUAUUGGUAAAGGAUGAAUAUGACUAUGAUAACCAGCAAUCUCACUCCAGCUCUGAAAGCCACCUGCAGACUAUCCAGCAUCCGCCCUCAAGGCCUGGUCCACAAGAGACCUUCAGCAGCCCUGCUCUGCUCCCCCCAGCGGAGGGCAGCAGUUCGGCUUCAACCUCUGCUUUCUCUACCAUCAGCGCUGGACCCUCAAAUCCAACCCCCAACUGGAGCAGGAGCAGCAGUUUCACCCCUGCUGUGCCUCAACACCAGAAUGGCCAUCUACAGCAUCAUCCACCCAUGCCUCACACAGGGCAUUACUGGCCUGUUACCAAUGAAAUUGCGUUUCAGCCCCCCAUAUCCAAUCACCCAGCUCCAGAAUACUGGUGCUCCAUUGCUUACUUUGAGAUGGAUGUCCAGGUUGGGGAGACGUUUAAGGUGCCAUCCACAUGUCCGAUAGUGACUGUGGACGGCUAUGUGGAUCCAUCAGGAGGGGAUCGCUUCUGCCUGGGCCAACUGAGCAAUGUUCAUAGGACAGAGAACAUAGAAAGAGCCAGGCUUCACAUUGGUAAAGGCGUGCAGCUGGAGUGCAAAGGAGAAGGAGACGUCUGGGUGCGCUGUUUGAGUGAUCAUGCAGUGUUUGUGCAGAGCUAUUACCUGGAUCGAGAGGCUGGGCGUGCUCCUGGAGAUGCAGUUCACAAGAUCUACCCCAGCGCUUACAUCAAGGUGUUUGACUUGCGUCAGUGCCACAGGCAGAUGCAGCAGCAGGCAGCGACGGCUCAGGCAGCAGCUGCAGCUCAGGCGGCAGCGGUGGCCGGGAACAUUCCCGGACCUGGCUCUGUGGGAGGCAUCGCCCCUGCCAUCAGUUUGUCUGCUGCUGCAGGCAUCGGGGUUGACGACCUGCGCAGGCUGUGCAUCCUGCGGAUGAGCUUCGUGAAAGGCUGGGGGCCCGACUACCCACGGCAAAGCAUUAAAGAGACACCCUGCUGGAUUGAAAUCCAUUUACACAGAGCUCUACAGCUGCUGGAUGAAGUUCUGCACACCAUGCCCAUAGCUGACCCUCAGCCUCUUGACUGAGUUGAAAGACAUUAAUUGUACAAAACAAACAAAAACAAACACACACACAAAAAAAAAAAAAAAAAAAAUCAGACUGUACUUUUAACAGACCACUCCACCUAUAGGCCCGGAGUGCCGGAGGAGGACUGCAACUACAGGGAUGCUGAAUAGGUUGUAGGAGUAGGCAGUAUACUCCAAGCACACUACUUUCGAAUCCAGCACUGCGAGCAGUUGUCAGGAUACUGAAUGAGACUCCGGGUCUCUAAGUUCAGUGACUUCCAAACAACAGCUGGAGGAACAUGUGAGUCACACUGGGAAGAGCUGUAGCACAGUGGAAACAUGAAGCCAAAAGGAUGGGCAUAUUAAAGGAAGCCAGUAUUCUGACACUGUUCAAAAAUAAUCUCAUACUGAUGUAAAAAUGUGUCCACACUGAGAUUAAAACAUGCAAAAAGCGUAUCAGUUAUUCUAUAAGCCUUUGUGCUGAACAAAACAAAUGCAAAGAGAGUAAAUGAUCAAACAAAAAAUGAUUCAUACUCUGUUUUUUUCCCCUCAGUGUGAACAUUUCUGUAUUUAAGAUUUUGAGAUGUUGGGAACACCUGUAGCUGACAACUGACAACAUUUCUUAUUGAACUAUUUAGUAAGAGAACAAACUAUUUGGCUGAGCACAAUGUGGUGCCUUGUACUGGAUGCAAACCUUUUGUUUACCCUGUCUGAACGUACUAAAUGUGAUUUCAGUUGGAGUAUACUGCCAGUCCAGUCCUCCUUCAGCUGCGCUCCGGUGCUGAUAUGGCUUCAUGUAAGUGGAGUUUUUUUUUCCUCGCCCCUCACAGAUCAGGACAUUUAUGUGAAAUCAUGUUAUUCAUUACUCAUUUUCUUGUAAGAUGUAAUCUUGAAUAUUUUUCAGAGCUGACAGUCCUUGUUGAUGUUAUUUGAUUUAUAUUCCCCUUUUGAAUAGUUGUUUUUAAUGACACGAAGAGCAUUUAAAUAGGCCCAUUUUAGCUGAGCUCAGCUUCCCUUUAUAAAAACGUUCCAUUAUUCUAUUGCCAGUCAAGGUUGUUAUCACACUGAGAAGUGAUGUUUUCUACUGAAGUUUUUGAAACCCCCAAUUUAAUUGAAAUGAUAAAAUAUUUUGAAACGGUUAUUGUAACACAUCUGCGUAAUAUUAUUUGUAAUGUCAUUUUUUUAUUAGAUGCCCACAUAGUGUCCAUUAGCACUUUAUUAAUUUGCCUAAGUAUUUGUCUUUUUCCAUAGUCUCCUGUGCGGUUACUUGUUGUAUCCAUAUAAUACCUUAGCAUAGUUGAAAAGUUUUUCUUGCUAAUGACCUUGGUAAGACCCAUGAAAAAUGUAGUUCAAAGUGUCAUCUGCCCAAAAUCUGUGUUUUCAGUAUCAAACACUCACCCACAGCAGGUUGGAAAGGUUUAUUUCACUUUUUUUUUUAAAAAUGGCAAAACAGUGGUUAUUUGGAACAUAUAGAGUGGUUUAUGAAAUAUGGAUAUCUUGUCUAUGUAGAAUUAAACUACUGUUGAACAACCACCUUUCAAACCUACAGGCGGUGAAUCUUUGAUCGUGAAAAGAUACAUUUGUGGUGGAUCAUCACCUUAAGUUAGCUCACCUCCACCCGUUUUAAUUUGAGUGUAUUAUUAUUAUUGGAUGACUUAACAUAGACAACAGCUGAGGAAAGGAAGCAAGGAUUGAACUGUGAGAGGAAGCGUAAGCCAUACUGAUGCCAAAUAUACCCUUUGAAAAGUGGAAAGGUUAUCAGACUGCAGUCAUUUCAGUGUUAAUACCGCUUAUAAAAGCUUGGUUUUAAAUAUCAACUGAAUGAUUUUAGUUUUUGCUCAGCACUAUUCAAACAAUAUUUUGGUAUUUGGAGCUCUGUUUACCUACAGCUGUUGCAGUAUUUUAUACUCUUUUUGCUACCUUUACAGUGAUGAACCACUCUGGUCCAAAUUGAAAAUGAUU
This is a messenger RNA of Toxotes jaculatrix (banded archerfish), 3972 nucleotides long. It is a transcript of the gene smad4a, whose product is annotated as SMAD family member 4a. Gene Ontology annotation, molecular function: RNA polymerase II cis-regulatory region sequence-specific DNA binding; DNA-binding transcription factor activity, RNA polymerase II-specific; I-SMAD binding. NCBI's taxonomy places the organism in Eukaryota, Metazoa, Chordata, Actinopteri, Toxotidae. The record is from RefSeq and is a predicted model, not a curated record. Gene Ontology annotation, biological process: cell differentiation; transforming growth factor beta receptor signaling pathway; regulation of transcription by RNA polymerase II. The coding region runs from base 520 to 2031 and encodes 503 amino acids. Gene Ontology annotation, cellular component: heteromeric SMAD protein complex. The transcript is spliced from 12 exons.